UUCCCUGAACCUUAAAUACCCCUCUCCUCCCCUCCCUAAUACCCCCCGUUUACUUCACUCCCUUUCUUUCUUUCUUUCUUUCUAUCUGCUUUCUCCUCCUUCUCUCUUAUUUGGCCAUCUUGCUCUCACGGUCCAGAAGGAAGAGUUCUUGCUCUGGGUUCCUCUGUCUGUUCCUCAUGUCUCGUUUGAUGAAGUCGUUCUUCCUCGUCCUCAUCGUCUCCUUCAUCUUUGUUUUGUCUUCCGAGGCGAAGAAGACGAAGCAGAAGUCCGGUGAGGAGAAAAGCCUGAACGCCGGAGAGCUGAGCACUAAAAAUGGUGACCGCUGCACCUGGCAAACUCGAGAGGGCAAAAACAACAUGGUGCUCCAGCUCAAAUGCUCCACCCCCUCUGAGGAGGCGGGGAUUAAGUCCACCGAUUAUGAGUGCCAGUUUACCGGUAAACCAAACGAAUGCCCCGCCUAUGGAGACAAACCCGCCCAGUACUGGAAGCAGGUUUUAGGGAAGCUGAAGAAACGUCAGAGGGCCUGUGAAGGAGGAAAGACCCUGAGGGCCCAGAUGUGCCACAGCGCUCCAAACUCCGCCCACAUGAAGCUGGUGAGGGAAAAGACGGCAAGCAGGAAGGAAGGAGAGAAGGAGGAGAAGAAAGAUGAGGAGAUGAUGAUGGGUGAUGAAGGGAAGUCGGACGGAGUAGAGGAAACGGUGAGCUACUGCGCGGAAGGAUGGGAUCCGCUCUGCCACCUCCUCACCAAGCUUCUGUAAAAUAUAACGAUCGUGCGAUCACGCUAAAUAUAUUUACUCACACUGACACAUGUAGCGCAUUCACGCAACCAGCGUUCAGGAAAACAAUCAAGCUGCUGAGUAAAAAACUAGCAGGAAAUGUUAGCAUUGAAUUAACGCUGAAGAUUAGCAAGAAAUUUCUUUUCUCUCUUUUUAACAAAUGCUAAUCAAAAAUCUUCCCUUUCAAUUACGUCGCUGUUGUCGUUGUUGUUCUGCGCGUCUUUAAAUUUCAUGUUGUACAUUUUACACAAACCCUAGCCUCUGUCCUUAACGCUAGUCAGGACUAAUUAGCGUCCUUCCUUACCUCAUAGCUGUGUUAAGAGAAUGCUAGCGUACAGAGCUAUUCUAACAAAGUAGCUGCAGAAGAUGAUAAUUUUUACCCGCAAUGCACCAGGAGAGUUAGUUUUACCUUAAUAUCAAAAAGCUUGCAAAAGUGUCCUGAUUUAUGUAGAGCAUGCUUUUCGCUAGUUAGCAUAGUAGCUAACAUUAGCACAGAGCCCACAGCACUUUUUAGCACUCUUUUGUUUGAAUUGAUUUUAACAGCAGCUUUUUAGACACAUGCUAGCGUUUGGGAUACAGCGCUAAGCUAACACCUUUAGAACAGGAAAUUAGAAUGCUGUACAAUCUUAUAUAAUUAGCAUAGCAUAGCAUCACUGCUAUUACUUUAUGUUUUGAUUAAACGAUUUAUUUCAGCUCUGUAAAUCUUUUCUAAUCAAUAAACUCAGUGUGAAAGAUCA
Messenger RNA from Hemibagrus wyckioides, 1513 nucleotides. RefSeq names its product fibroblast growth factor binding protein 3 (gene fgfbp3). The record is from RefSeq and is a predicted model, not a curated record. The transcript is spliced from 2 exons. Gene Ontology annotation, molecular function: growth factor binding. Lineage: Eukaryota; Metazoa; Chordata; Actinopteri; Siluriformes; Bagridae. The coding region runs from base 177 to 758 and encodes 193 amino acids. Gene Ontology annotation, biological process: cell-cell signaling.